AUGGGUAGACAGGGCGAAAUGACCGAGAUCAACCUCGUACCUAUGGAAGACAGCUCGAGUGGCCACAGCUCGAUAGAACAUCCAUCGCGGACAGAACAACGUUCAUCAAGUGCGAAUCACAAUACCAUUAAUCAUAAUCGACAAUCAUACUCAUACUCAUACUCACAAUCACGCCCUCCGGCUCCGGGCCACUAUCACUACUCCAGACAGUCGUACGUGGACGACACACCUGGUGCUAGUCCACCAGGCACGCCCAUGACUGGAGGUGGAGGUGCACAUCCUUAUGGAAGCCUGCAACCUCCAAGACAUCCUUCGUACGCUACUGGCAAUGGUGUAGACACAAGGAGCUCGUCGCCGUUUCCACAAAGUCAAACACCUUUCCGCAGUCAAGACACUCUUCGCCCCCUCUUUCCCGACACUUCUUCGACCUUUUUCAACAAGGACUGGGUCAAGGAUGGCUCAAUAGCACAACUGCACAGUCGAGAUGACGCCGAGUUCUGGCACGGGUGGAAGAGGAACCUCUUCUAUUUUGCUCCUAUGCUGGUCGCUCUAUCGCUGGCCUUGUACUGGAUCUACUUCGGUCUGCGGAUCGCCUUCAUUAUCUCGGCACAGAACCAGAAACGAGCAACCUUCCCCCUUGCCUGGAUUUUCGUUGCUGUCGAAGUCAGUGUCGCCAUACCAAUCUUCAUGCAGAACUUCUGGACCAUGUUCGCUCUCAAGAAGAGGAGGAGGCCAAAAUUGAGGCUGAUUGGCAACGACGUUCCAACCGUCGACGUGUUCGUGACAUGCUGUGGCGAAGAUGACGACCUUGUCCUCGACACUGUACGAGCCUCUUGCGACCAAGAUUGGCCCCAAGACAAAUUUCGAGUCAUUGUGCUAGACGAUGGAAAGAGCGCAACACUCGAGCGCGCGGUGCGGGAUUUGGCUGACACAUAUCCCAAUUUGUACUACAAAUCUCGUCCCAAAUUCCCUGGCGUCCCACACCAUUUUAAGGCUGGCAAUCUCAACUAUGGUCUCGACGAGGUUCAUACCAUGCCUGGAGGAGCUGGCCAAUUUAUGGCGGCUCUGGACGCUGAUAUGAUUCCUGAACAGCAUUGGCUUCGUGCUGUCACUCCACAUCUUCUUUUGGACCCAAAGAUGGCUCUUGCCUGUCCCCCUCAGCUCUUCUACAACACUCCUCCUGGAGACCCCCUCUGCCAAUCCCUCGACUUUUUCGUACAUGUCUGCGAACCCAUCAAGGAUGCCCUUGGUGUCGCAUGGUGUACCGGAUCUGGUUACGUGGUGCGAAGAGAUGCGCUGGAUGAGAUUGGCAACUUUCCCCUUGGUUCUCUCGCCGAAGACGUGGCUACUUCCACGUUGAUGCUUGGUAAAGGCUGGAAGACGGCAUUCGUCCACGAGCCUUUGCAAUUCGGUACUGUACCUGAGGAUUUUGGCAGUCAUCUGAAGCAACGGACGAGAUGGGCUAUUGGCACUGUUGACACUUCCCUCAAGCUCAACUUCUGUCUCUGGGGUGACAAGAUCAAGCGCAUGAGCUUCGCACAAAAGAGUUCGAGUUUUCUUUACGCCUUCCUUAGCUUGUUCAACAUCCUGCUUACAGUCUCUAUGUUCGCUCUUCCAGUUGUUCUGAUCGCUGGAAAGCCAUUGGUUGCUUAUGCUAACUUCGAACAACUGAGAUGGCUCAUUAGAGCAUGUUUUGCAGCAUAUGUUGCCAACAGGGCGACCGAGUUUGUCCUGUUUAUUCCUUCUGGCUACCAUACUGGUCAACGUGGUUCUCGAUAUCAACUAUGGAUGUCACCCUACAUCGCACUCUGCUUGAUCCGGGCCUUCGUGCUUCCUAAGUGGCUAGGAGGACAAGCUCAAGCUUUCAAGCCUACAGGAUCUUUGCAAUCGGCAUUAAACGAAAGAGACGCAGCCAAACGUGCUCCAAUGUGGAGACGGAUGUGGACAAUCAUUGUUAAUUACAUGGCAUGGUUUCACGUCGGCUACGUGUACUUCUGCCUAGUGGCAGUAGCUAUGUCUUCCUACCGAUGUUUUACCAACCUCACGACUAAGGAUAUCUUGAUCUGUUUGAUCACCCACGCCUUCUGGCCACCACUUACGUUCAUCAUUGUCUGCAGUUCUUUCUGGAUUCCUAUCACCUACGCUGUCGAUCCUCCGACAGUGCCUGAUCGGGAACAGCUUCUGGUUCGAGAUCCAAAAACCAAUGUUGCUCAUCCUACGAAAGAGAGCAAAAAGAUUGCGUUCAAGGGUCAAAGCGCCUGGUUCGAAUUCGAGUUGACAUUUACAACGUUGUAUACCACUGCAGCAUUCGUGGCGUCUUUCUUCUAUUGA
Messenger RNA from Lithohypha guttulata, 2331 nucleotides. RefSeq lists its product as uncharacterized. NCBI's taxonomy places the organism in Eukaryota, Fungi, Ascomycota, Eurotiomycetes, Chaetothyriales, Trichomeriaceae. Bases 1 to 2331 code for a protein of 776 amino acids. The record is from RefSeq and is a predicted model, not a curated record. The transcript has 2 exons.